Epinephelus fuscoguttatus (brown-marbled grouper) is the source of this 1896-nucleotide messenger RNA. It is a transcript of the gene chchd3a, whose product is annotated as coiled-coil-helix-coiled-coil-helix domain containing 3a. The coding region runs from base 162 to 1202 and encodes 346 amino acids. NCBI's taxonomy places the organism in Eukaryota, Metazoa, Chordata, Actinopteri, Perciformes, Serranidae. Gene Ontology annotation, biological process: inner mitochondrial membrane organization. Gene Ontology annotation, cellular component: mitochondrion; MICOS complex. The transcript is spliced from 9 exons. The record is from RefSeq and is a predicted model, not a curated record.
CGUCAUGCUACGGAAGUGCGGACGUGCUGAAGCAGUGGCGUGUGGGCCCUAGCCAGCUAUACCGGGCUGUAACGCAAGUAAACUGAAUAAAAACAAACGUGAAUGUCAGUGUUUCAUAUUUCAUGUAGAUAGCUUACAGUUUAUCAGCCUGCGGUCUGACAAUGGGAGCGAACAACAGUACCCGCCGCGUGUCGUUUGAGUCAGACGAGAACGAGAAUAUAACAGUGGUGAAGGGCAUACGGCUUUCUGAGAAUGUCAUCAACCGCAUGAGGGAACCUGAAGCUCCUCCCAAACCUCAACAUGCUCCCACUCCACCUCCUCCCAUGGCGCCCAUCCUCACUCCUUCUAUCCUGCGGCCAGUGCCGCCCCUCUUCGACCCGAUCACCCCCUUGCCUUCUCCCCCUCCUCCUCUCGUAGAACCUGUUGCACCUCCAGCUCCUCCUCCACCUGCUCCAUCUGCCACAGAGACUGUGGCUGCACCUCCACCACCUCCUCCUCAACCAUCUACAGAACAGCCCCCAGUGGAGCCAGUAUCCCCUGCUCCUGUCCCUGAGCCAGUGGUAGUGCCUGAAUCAAUUUCGGUCCCACCACCACCUCCUGCUGCACCAGCCGUUGAUGAAGAGGCCCUGAGGAAGAAGAUCACCGAUGAGCUGCAUAAAAGCUUGGAGCAGGACAGGGCCAAGGCAGAGCAAGAGCUGCAAGCCUGGAUUAAGGCGGAGAAGGACCGGGCAGCGGCCCAGGCUCAGUCCGAUGCCCAGUCCCAGGUGCAGGAUGAAGUGUCCAGGAUCCUGUCCAUGGAGCGGGCUGUGGCCCAGGAGAGCAUCCAGCAGGCUGUAAUACGAGAGAGGAUCGCCACUGAGGACGAGAGACUCCGCGCUCAACUCUACGCCAAGCAGCUGGCGGCCAGAGAAGCAGACCUAAACAAGCAGGAUGCUUUCUACAGAGAGCAGGUGGCCCGGCUGGAGGAGAGGAGCGCUCAGUUCUACAAGGUCACCACGGAGAACUACCAUAAAGCUGCCGACCAAGUGAACGCCAAGUUCAAGCGGUAUGAGGCGUAUCCUGUGUGUGCAGACCUGCAGGGCCAGAUCCUCGCAUGUUACAAGGAGAACGUCGGAAAAACCCUCAACUGCUCCAACAUAGCAGCCCUUUACCUCCAGUGUGUCAACAACGCCAAACAGAACAAGUUGAGGACCGGAGGUUAAGGAAGUUAAUAAAAGGAGAGAGCAAUGAAGAGUUUAUUGUGUGGGAUUACUGAUUAUUGACCGACUGACAAACCAGAGUGGAGGAAAGUGAGGAAUGAGUCAGCACCAAGACACGCACCCUCAAAACCAACACGGCGAACCGAACCGGACCAGACUAGAGGCACCGAACACGGCACCCUGAUAGAGAAAUAGACACCUUUUACCCCUUGAUUCCUAUCUCCUUCCCUACCUCUCUUACCUUCUGUCUAUCUCUCCUGUGAGUACGUAGGGAGGCAGUGACACUCUAAGAUUUUGGAGAAGACGAAGAAGUGAUGAGACCCAGCAGGCUUGAGCUCGGCCCGCUAUAAGGACAGUAAAUAUAAACCUGGAAGACCACAACAAAGCGACCUCUGUUACAAAUCACUUUGACCCAUCCCCUCUCAUUCCACUCACAUAUCGUUAGCGAAAUAAAAGUCUAUUUUUACUAAUAAAAGUCAGUCCUAUUUUGCUGUCCAUAAUUCAUUGUUUUCCUGCUCCUACUGCACUACCCUGUACACGAAAUACACAUGUACGCAUCUGUUUCUUCUUUGCAUCUGUUCUUGUGAGUUUGUGUUAUGUUAAUAAUGUAACAAUCUGCUGUGUUGAGCAUUCAUCCCAACCAACACUUGUGACAACGUCUGAUCAGAGGAAAUAAAAAGACGAAACGAUGCAGGAA